CGGAGAGGAUCUGAACAUACUCCGUCUGCAGCAACGCAGUCCCCCAGUACUCUGUCUGACCCAGGUGUGUGUACUGUGUGUGAACUGUCUGUGUGUACAAGUGUGUGUGUACUGUGUGUGAACUGUCUGUGUGUACAAGUGUGUGUGUGUGUGUGUUUGUGUUUGGACCUCAGGGUACGUCUGAUUCGGAGGAAACAUGGCGGUGAAUCUGAGUAAGAACGGGCCUGCUCUCAUGGAGGCUUACAAAGAGGUGGUGGACGGGAAGGUGGAUACUAACUGGGCGCUGUUUACUUAUGAAGGGAACUCUAAUGACAUCCGUCUGGCCGACAAGGGAGACGGGGGUCUGGAGGAGAUGGUGGAGGAGUUCAACAGUGGGAAGGUGAUGUACGCUUUCUGUCGAGUCCAAGACCCCAACUCAGGCUUGCCCAAAUAUGUCCUGAUAAACUGGACAGGUGAAGGUGUGAAGGACUCUCGUAAAGGAGUGUGUGCGAACCAUGUGAGCUCCAUGGCCAACUUCCUCAGGGGGGCUCACGUUACGAUAAACGCUCGAGGGGACGAGGACGUGGAGCCGGACGCUGUCCUGCAGAAAGUGUCCCGCGCGUCCGGAGCCAGUUUUAAUUUACACAAAGACACUGAGCACAGAGACGCCCCCCGAGGCCCCGUGGGCUCUGUGUAUCGUAAGACCAACGCUGUGGAGGAGAUCCUGAAAACCAACAAGGACGCUUUCUGGAACCAGACACAGAGGGAGGAGGAGGUGAGUCGACGGGAGGAGAGCGAGCGAACAGACAGGGAGAGAGAGAAGCUGGAGAGAGAGAGGAUGCAGGAGGACGAGAGACAGAGGGAGGAGAGAGAGAGGAGGAGCAGAGAGAGAGCAGAGCAGAUCCAGCAGGACAGGAUCCAUCAGAAGCAGAGAGAAGAAGAGGAGCGAGAGAGAGAGCAGCAGACACAGAUGGUGCAGGAGAAUGGAAACAAGAAGUCUGGCAUCAACUUUGCGGCGUCGGUGCAGAAGGCUAACGAGGCCAAGUCUCUGAUUUCUCAGAGGUCUUUUAACCCCAGAGACGUUUUCCAGCAGAGGGAGCAGAGCAGCGAGAGAUCCUCUGCCGCGUCCAGACCCGGGAAGCUGCAGAGUCCGUUUCUCUCUCAGAAAUCGUCCGGCAGAGUUUCUCCUCCGGCCGCCUCCCCCUCCGCCACCCGGCUGUCUCCAGUCUCCGCCCCUUCCCCUGACUCACCCGUCUCACCCUUCCCCGUUUACUCCAUGCACCGCCUGUCUUCUGCCUCACCCGUCCUGUCUCCCUCUCCUGCUGCUGCUGUCUCAACAAUCUCACCCCCCCCAGAGACAGCCGGGUCACCUGGUCCCACAGCAGCAGACGCUGUGUUCACAGAGGACGAGGAGGAAUGGUCAGAUGAGUUUGAAGAGGAUGCAUCUGAAGCUCCUCCAGAGGAGCCUGCAGCUGAAGAGGAUCUGUACAAGGCUGCAAACCCAGUCCUGGAGGAUGAGGACUUGUAUGAAGACGUGACCAUCAUCUCCACGGCUAACGUUCCAGAAAGCAACGGACAGGGAACUUGUGCUCGAGCUCUGUAUGACUACCAGGCUGCUGACGACUCCGAGAUAACCUUUGACCCCGACGACAUCAUCACAGGGAUCGAGAUGGUGGACGACGGUUGGUGGAGGGGAUACGGACCUGCCGGACACUACGGCAUGUUCCCGGCAAACUAUGUGGAGUUAAUCUAGCUUCCACACACCAACAACAACAGAUCCCCAGACACAAUAAUAAAUAAUACAUAUUUACAUCGAGUUGUGGUCUAAAUUAAAGGUGUGUCCCCGGAAAAAUGUCACAUUGCUGGAUUAAAAGCCUCAUAAUAAACACUGUCACUAUUCAAGAA
Molecule: messenger RNA, 1884 nt
Organism: Eleginops maclovinus (Patagonian blennie)
Lineage: Eukaryota; Metazoa; Chordata; Actinopteri; Perciformes; Eleginopidae
Product: drebrin-like protein B
Exons: 15
Coding region: 197-1732 (511 amino acids)
Biological process (GO): postsynaptic actin cytoskeleton organization; regulation of actin filament polymerization; neuron projection morphogenesis
Cellular component (GO): cortical actin cytoskeleton; postsynaptic density; postsynaptic membrane
Molecular function (GO): actin filament binding
Source: RefSeq, a predicted model, not a curated record